This is a messenger RNA of Rhea pennata, 1143 nucleotides long. Its product is annotated as DNA polymerase epsilon catalytic subunit A-like. The transcript is spliced from 2 exons. Lineage: Eukaryota; Metazoa; Chordata; Aves; Rheiformes; Rheidae. The record is from RefSeq and is a predicted model, not a curated record. Gene Ontology annotation, cellular component: nucleus. Bases 552 to 884 code for a protein of 110 amino acids. Gene Ontology annotation, biological process: DNA replication. Gene Ontology annotation, molecular function: DNA-directed DNA polymerase activity; zinc ion binding.
GCACUCAUUCACACAGCUGGUUUCCUGCUGAGCAGAGGUGCCGGCUGAAGGGAUGUAGCAGGGCAUGUCCUCUCCUCCUUUGUGUAGGAUGAGCGCCGGGGCCCCACACUUCUUGCUGUGCAGUCUAACUGGGACCUGAAACGACUGGCAAGUGGGAUUCCCAUCAUCGAGGAGUUUCCUUUGGUCCCUGUCCGAGUAACAGAUGCCGUCAGCUAUUCAGUCCUGGACUGGCAGCGCCGUGCAGCCUGCUGCAUGAUCCGCCACUGCCUCAACUUGGACACGUGCCUAUCCCAGGCUUUUGAGGAGGGCAGGUGCCUGAGGUGGCCACAUUCCCCUAGAGAGGUUACUUUGUUUGUGCUUGGGUGGGAAAGGGAGAUUGCGGGAGCCUGAGGCCAAGAUGAGGCCAGAUGCUUUCACCUUCUGUGCUUUUGCCCUUGUUGGGACAAGCAAAUAUGAUGCUGGCACAGUUCUUCUGUUGAUGUGUUUACGCCGAUGACUGUACCUCUUUCCUUUCCUCAGAUAUUACCACAUCCCCAUUGGGAAUCUCCCUGAUGACAUGUCUACCUUUUGGUUCUGACCUGUUUUUCUCCCGCCACGUCCGUCGCCACAACCAUUUGCUGUGGCUCUCACCCACGGCCCGCCCAGAGCUGGGGGGUAAAGAGGCUGAUGAUAACCGUUUAGUUAUGGAGUUUGACAAGAGAGCCUCAGUGGAGAUAAGCAACCCUGGCUGCUACUCCACAGUGUGCCUGGAGCCGGAUAUUCAGAGCUUGGCUGUAAACACAGUGUUACAGUCCCAUCACAUCAAUGACAUGGAAGAAGGUUCCAGCGUGAGUAUCAGUUUUGAUGUGAUCCAGCAGGCAUCUCUAGAAUACUAUGAUGUGUAGGCUCCUAAGACAGGCAUCUUGACACAAGAGGCAGUUGAAGCGUGGGUAUGAUUCCUCUGCAGCCCUUAGUUCUGCUAAUGACUGCUCUGCAGCCUUCUGUACUGAGUCCAUUUGCUGAAGCAUGGUUGGAUGUGAGAAGUGAACUGCUCUCUUGCUAACAUCGCCUGCUCCUCAUUGCCUCCCAUGGAGAAGGUUAUUAGCUAGGGAAGAUGCCAACAUUGUGUGUGACUGCAGUCUCUUGCCUCCAGCAUCCACUCAA